AUAUAUUUAGUGCAAAUCUCACACUAUUAAAUGUUUGUAUUUGCUCUAAUUUAAGGAAAAUAUUUAGACAGAUUUCUGGGGUAAUUGUUAAAGUGAUCAGAUGUUUCGUGGCCUUUGUGCGUUAGUUACAGAUCUUGGAAUUUUAAUGCACAAAAACCGCAAGGAUUUGGAGUUGGUGGCCCUCACGUCUCAAUUCUGGAUGCGCAGUAGAGUAACUUUCAAGUCUUAGCUUUCAUCAGGCGUGACAUUCCCUACGGAAAUUGGUUGUCAUGUUACUUUUUACAACGGCGAUCUUCACAUCACGAAUUUGCACAAAUUAAAAAAAAAACAUUUUUUUUGAAGUUAUAAGUUUUCUACUUUUUUGUGCAUAGUGGUUUACCUUUGUGUGGACAUUUCUAUUGUUAAAGACGUGUCUUGAAUUUGAAGCUCAACGCCGCAGAUAACAUGUCCUUAAUGAGGAAUGAUUUAGAUCGUUAUCAAUUGAAUGCAUUUUGUGGUCGUCGGAAACGAAGAACGGACUAAUGUGACUUUUUAUUAAACGUGAGAAAAUUUUGUGCGAUUUGUUCGUUUUCAAGCUAUUUUCUCGAAAUAUGUUGGGAGAAAGUAAACAAGUAUUUAGUAGUUAGCGUGAAAUUCCUGUUAGCUUUUGCUUCUAAGCAAACAAACCUCAGUGCGUGGUGAGUUUUUACAGAAACAUCUGGAGUAAGGCAUCUCUGAGAUCAGUUUCCCACAGUCCUGUUACUUUUCCAUCUGGCCGUUUAUUUUAGGAUACGCAGCUCAGUUUUCUUUCUAAACAACACUGAUCGCUGAUUGGCCGUGUAACAAUAGUGAUUAAAAGUAGCUGAUGAUCUGUUGAAUUAGCCAUUCACUCAGCCAAUUAAUGUCAAUUAUGGCUUGCAAGUGAGAGAACAAAGAUUUAAUCGAGAAGAAGUGACAGCAUUUUUGAGACCGCGUUGAAGAACGGUGCUCUUCAUCGGAGUAUCAUUUUCUCGGGAGCGAGAGAGACGGCGCUGAUUAUUUGUCCACCUUGAGCAUUUAUCUUUUCAUUUCCUUUGUGUCGAGUGGAGGAGAGUUUCAUUUUAGAAGAUUUUCAAGGAACUGGAAGCCCAGUAGGAAUUUUGCAUUCAGCGAAAUUGUAUCACAGGGAACUGUCAGUAAGCUUACGGUUGUACGUCAAUCGUGUAACAGAGAGAGCUUAAAGUUCACGGCCGUGGGGCGCUCAAAGUGGUUCUACUGAACACAAAUCUGCGAGGAAAAAAAAACAUUAACCGCACAGGCUAUGAGAUCAUAAAGGUGACUUGAAGACAAUUCCGUGGAAGAGAGGUGAUUUAUUAGCAGUGCAAGAUGGAAGUUCCAUAUAUGCUGCUCUUUUUUCUGAUGUGUCUUUUACGUCUCCAAGAUGCAACCGGUGACACGUCGGGAAUUACAACAAGAGAAGGAAGAAAUAUCACUCUACCAUGUAAGACAUCUAACGGCCAGUCUGGACUUUGGUACAAGACUGUUUGGUUUAAAGGCUCAGAGAAAGUUAUUUCUAUUAUAAAUGGAGGCCACUUUACGAUAUACUCUCAAAGGAAAUACCCAAUAACUGUACUAGACAAGGAAUCCAUUCGCCUCUUCAAUGUUGAUCGUUAUGAUCACGGAAAUUAUUCAUGCAGAGCGCUGUAUAUAGAUGGAGAUACAUUCGAAAACGUCCAGCAACACAUCACUCUUCUUGUGAAAGCCCGUCCACUGUUAAGCAGCCAAAGCCCAACGAUACAAAACCUGACCCAAAAUGCAUCAAAGGUAGCCUUCGCGCUUGACUGCUCCGUCAAUGCAUUCCCUAAAGCUGACGUCGUGUGGCAGAAAAUGGAUGGACAGCUGCCAGACGGCAGGGCCAAACAGGAAACCAGUGGAACUUUGGUGAUACACCAAGCUUCUGCGGAGGACAGUGGAACAUAUCUAUGUUCAGCGGUCAACGAACUUGGAGGAGACCAGUUGAACUUUACCGUCACCGUUUUUGAACCACCUGGGAUAUACGGGAGACGAAAGUUCCACGCCAAUGUGGACGAAAAAGCCAAGUUGAUUUGUGUGUCGCGCGGAAAUCCUGGUCCGUCUUUCUCAUGGACUUGGAGGGACAGGAAAAACAAAACUUUCAGUAUUACCCAGGGCGAGGAAAUCAAUGGAUACAGCAUGACAACGACAAGCGAUACUGCAACGAGUCAAAGCAUUCUUGAAAUAACCACGGUCAAAGAAGAGUCUUGGACAAUAUACACCUGCGUAGCUGUAAAUGCUUUAGGCCGAUCUUCGGCUAACAUUUCUUUGUCGGGAAAAACUCGUCCAGAAAGUCCAACAAUAAUCUCCGUGGAAACCACGGAUCGAGAAGCUUUGGUCACGUGGACAUUUAACGAUGAUGGUGGCCUGGAACUGAAGGCCUUGAUACUCCAGUACAGAAAGAGUUCACAGAAAGAUUGGAAUGAAAUCCAGAUUAAACCGCCUAACAAAAACAAAUAUACCAUCAUGUACCUCGACCCAGACACAAACUACAACUUCCGUAUCUUGGCAACCAAUAGCCUCGGCACCAGUACUCCUAGUUCCACCUAUUUUGCCAACACCAAGAAAAAAGAAUCCAAUAAUGAAGCGCAGACCAGUAAAGGCUUCGCGGCACUCACUGAAAAUAUGACAGCAUUAGUGGGUGGGGUCGGGGGGGGUUUCCUGGCCAUCAUGUUUGGUAUCAUUGCAAUCUUCUGCUUCUUUAAGAAGAUGCACAAGAAUAACAGCCCAGGGGAUACGCCAUCGAACAGCCGGCCUACGAGCCAACAGGAACCAGCCGAAAUGACCGCGUUAUUAAGCCAUAACAUUCCAAAUAUACCCCUACCUCAACCAAAUGUGGAGCAAGGAGCUUCAGUGACUCAGUUAUCAAACAAUCCCUGGGAAUUCCCGCGGAACAGAGUUGACUUGCAGUUGGUGCUGGGAUCGGGUGCAUUUGGCGUGGUUAUGAAAGCACAGGCACAGGGCAUCAAAGGCUGUGUGGGAAAAAUGCACGUUGCAGUGAAAAUUGUAAAAGAAAGUGACAGUGAGACGGCCAGAAGAGAUCUGCUUGCGGAGCUGGAACUCCUCAAGCUCAUUGAGCCACACCCAAAUGUUAUUGGCUUACUAGGAUGUUGCACAAGACAAGAGCCUUUGAUGGUUAUAGUGGAAUUCUGUGCUUAUGGCGAUCUUCAGAGUUAUCUGCGUCACUGCCGUGGUGUAGAAGAUAAAUAUUACCAAGAUUUGUACAAAGUUCCCAUUGAAAAACUCGGUUCCAGGGAUCUUUUGUCGUUUGCCAUACAGACUGCAAGAGGCAUGGCACAUCUGGCUGCCAUGAAGGUUGUUCACAGGGAUCUUGCGGCCAGAAACGUUCUUAUUGACGAACACAAAGUUUGUAAAGUGGCCGACUUUGGCUUCGCUAGGGACAUUUACGUAGAAAAUCACUACACGAGAAAAACGCAAGGAGGACGAUUUCCAAUUAAAUGGAUGGCCAUAGAGUCAUUAUUAGAUGGUGUAUCCACAACAAAAAGUGACGUGUGGUCCUUUGGCGUCGUGCUCUGGGAAAUCGUCACGUUAGGUGCAUCACCGUAUCCAGGCAUGAACUCACAGGAAGUGAUCAACUUUCUUCAAGAUUCAUAUAGGAUGGAUAGGCCUAAGCACUGCUCUGAAGAUUUAUACAUCCUUAUGAUGGAUUGCUGGCAAGUGGCCCCUCAGCGACGGCCAACAUUCGUAGAGCUGUCCCAGCACCUUAGUAAAAUGUUCAGCGAUGAAAAGGAAUACGUAAACAUGGCUAUAUACGAAGACAAUUUGUACGUCAAUUUUGACGGCUCCUCCCUCACAGUGUAGCUACCUCAAGUCCACUGACACCUGCACGUACAUAAUUAUUGAUUGAUUCCUGUCAAUCAUCUUUUCACUUGUCGUAGGAGUAUAUCGACAUGCGCAUGUACGAGGACCACUUGUACAUCAAUUUCGACAAGGCUUCUGGGACAUUGACAUCCAAAUCGGGAAGUACACAGAACCCAAGUGAAUCACCUUUGUGACGGAAGAAAAUAACCAAAUGUAUCACUUUCUUCACCUGUAAACGAACACUUCAGAAAAUCUUUACUACAACAAAAGAUCAUCGGAGGAAAGGCGUGUUUUUGAAAGUUACAGGCGGGCAUGAUGAAUGCUUUCUGCCAUUCUACGGGGCUUGCCGACUCUAGGAGAGGCAACGACGCAUGCGAAAUUUUUUUAGAUAAUAAUUUUGUCCUAAACGUUCAUCUCGUCGACAAUCAGGAACUUAGGAAAUUAGGCACAGCCACAACGCAGCCUAACUGACAUCUGUACUAUUUCGAAACAAUUCGCUUGUCAAACAACAAGUGGAAGUCACUGCGACAUGUUCUUGUGAUUCAAAUUUUUCUUAGUCUAAAAAUUUUAGACCAGCUUGGUUCGCAUUUUCUUCGGUUUCAUUUUGGUUAUGAAUACGCGGGAUGAUAAACUCAAAUUUAAAAAGUCUUUCACGAAAAAAAUUUUAAAUCACAGGAGAGCCUUCAUUAGUCUUAAGGAAGUUUCUGUAAGGGGUAUAAACAAAAUUCACCUUGUCGUUUCCGGAGUUUCGGAUAGCGUGCCCAAGUUAAUAUCACACACUAUUACACAGAUUCCGUCACUGAUUUUGUCAAAGUUAAACUUGCUUUAAAUCAAAUAUUUGUAACAAAGCUUUUGGGAAUACGUAAAUAUGGAAGAUAUACAAAGCAAAGGAAUAGUUGUGUUUAUUUAAGACAGAAGCUAAAUAGUUAUCAGGGGCAGUUAAUUAACAAGUACGGCGCCUCCGAAAAGUAGUCAAAGCGGAAGUGUGUGCUACAAGUCAGUUGUGGAGAUGUUUACCUUGAGCGUAUUUGAUCCAUGAGGGAUCUAUAAACUAGAGUAACGUUGUUCACUGUCGCGUUUUAGCGACGAGACAUCAAGUUUGUCUCAUUUGACAGCAACAAAUGUUCACAAGGAAAACAAAUUUAAUUGUAAGAAUACUCGACGAGCAAUGGAGGUUCAUUCAAAAUUUGAUCACCACUGACUGCAAAUUUAGGAGGACAUUUGAAAUUUAGGGUUUUCAUUGGUCAGUUUUGUUGAGAAAAACGUUUUAUGAAGAUUCAGCUCAAUAAAGUCAUUGCAUCAUUUAUGAUAAA
Molecule: messenger RNA, 5165 nt
Organism: Pocillopora damicornis (cauliflower coral)
Lineage: Eukaryota; Metazoa; Cnidaria; Anthozoa; Scleractinia; Pocilloporidae
Product: fibroblast growth factor receptor 2
Biological process (GO): cell surface receptor protein tyrosine kinase signaling pathway; multicellular organism development; positive regulation of kinase activity
Cellular component (GO): plasma membrane; signaling receptor complex
Molecular function (GO): transmembrane receptor protein tyrosine kinase activity; protein binding; ATP binding
Source: RefSeq, a predicted model, not a curated record